Phialemonium atrogriseum is the source of this 1147-nucleotide messenger RNA. Its product is annotated as MYB DNA-binding domain protein. The coding region runs from base 56 to 829 and encodes 257 amino acids. The transcript has 7 exons. The record is from RefSeq and is a predicted model, not a curated record. NCBI's taxonomy places the organism in Eukaryota, Fungi, Ascomycota, Sordariomycetes, Cephalothecales, Cephalothecaceae.
CAGGUCGGCCCUGUACCGGAGUACAUCUACGGUAACCCGUCUAACGGGCACCCAAAUGAGAUGCAGGCAUUACCCCCCCCAGCCGGACAUGAGCCGGCGCCAGGAGCACUACCCAUAUGGCGCCCCACCUCCCCCGCAGCCGGGACAACAGCAGCAACACCACGCCGCCCCGGUCCAACCCCCAAUGGGACAUCCCCAGCCUCCUCAAGCUCCACACCAGCAGGCCCAGACUCCCACCCCCGCCCCGGCGCCGACUCCGAGACAACGAAAGCGGCCGGCGCCACAGUCCUCCCACCAGCCUGCUCAUGCUCCACAGCAUCAGCCCGCGCCGAUCCCACCUCAGGCCCAGCAGCCCAUCCCCGCUGUCGCACCUCCUCAACCGACUGCGCAGACCCCCGGCCAUCCGCCCUCGGCUCCCAUGACCACACCGUCCGCUCCCACGACAGCCCCCGCGCCCCCGGCACCGACUGACGAUGCGAACUCGACUCCAAAUCCACCACCCGCGAAGAAGAGUCGGACCAACACCCCGUGGACCCCCGCGGAGGAGCACCGUCUGAAGCAGAUGCGUGACGCAGGUAACAGCUGGGCAGAGAUCGCUAAGACCUUUCCAACUCGGACUGAGGGUAGUGUUAAAAAACACUGGUACAAGGACAUGCAUUAUGCCGAGUUUGCUGAAGAUGAGAGCCAAGCGCUUCUUAAUGCCAUCAAGGAGUACGAGAACAACAAGUGGAAGGUCAUUGGGCAGAAGGUUGGCAAGCCUGCCAAGGCAUGUGAACAAUAUGCCAAAGAGCACUUUCCUGAUCUUUUUGCGACUCCGAAGAACAGAUAGGGCUUUGGAGACUUCGUAUCCUUGCUCAGAGAUCACGGUGCACCUAAUACUUUGGGUGGAGAUGACGACACCGCAUUCGUGGUCCCUUCUUUUUCUGGCGUCUUGAUUACCUUCAUUAUCGCCCAUUCCCCGCUUUACGAGCUCACCACCUCGCUCUGUUUUGGUCCGUCGCGAGUCUAGGGAGGCGCCGGUUCGGGAAAACAAAUACUGCACCUGUAUUUGAUUCUUUCACCAUCCGCGACUGCUUCAUACGGGAAGUUCAUUGCGUUUCCACGCCUGUCGCUGUCACUGGGUGGUCUGUAUUUCAAUUCUGUCAUU